Exaiptasia diaphana is the source of this 547-nucleotide messenger RNA. RefSeq names its product mitochondrial import inner membrane translocase subunit Tim21. Gene Ontology annotation, cellular component: TIM23 mitochondrial import inner membrane translocase complex. Gene Ontology annotation, biological process: protein import into mitochondrial matrix. The annotation marks the transcript as partial. NCBI's taxonomy places the organism in Eukaryota, Metazoa, Cnidaria, Anthozoa, Actiniaria, Aiptasiidae. The transcript has 4 exons. The record is from RefSeq and is a predicted model, not a curated record.
GGCGGCUCGAGUGCUGGUUUUCGGAAACAAAAUAAAACAUAGCAAAAUUCUUCAAAGAUUUGUUACCUACGCAGCUGUAAAUUCAAGGAGUGCAUCGAUAACAAAUCCAUGUGCAUACAGGUGGAUUUCAAGAGUAAACGAAAAUGUUUUGGGUCACAAAAUUUGUAUAAGUUCUGCAGUGAGCAAAAAUUUCGCGAGAUGCAUGUCAAAUGCGAGUUCAGAGAAGAAAAAAGAGASUAGCGACRGUAGCGUAUUUAGUGACUUGAUGGAAGCAAAGGAACAACCACAGACGCAACUAACAGUUGGUGCAAAAGUUGUCCAGGCAGGGAAAGACGUCACGUAUUUUGGUAUCAUUCUUGUUGGCUUUGCUGUCACUGGUGCCCUAAUCUGGUAUGUAUUCAGUGAACUAUUCCUUGGUUUCAGUCCAAAUACUGUGUAUUCAUACGCCUUAAAACAAGUACUUGCAAACAGUGAGGUUGUUGAAGAGCUGGGUGAACCUAUAAUGGGACAUGGUGAGACCACUCGUCGAGGAAGAAGACGUCAUGUU